AGCCCUCCAUCCUUCUACCAGAUAAAAGGGGAAAACUGAGCCAUGGUUUGGUCAUUCUUGUCCCCUGUUCUCCCCUCCAGGGCUCAUCUCUCUGCCUCUCUGCUGACAUGUCGUGCAACUCCUUCCAGCUGGGCUCCAUGUGUGGCAGUCGGACUUUCAGCUCCUGCUCAGCUGUCAUGCCCCGGAUAGUCACCCACUAUGAAGUGAGCAAGGGUCCAGGCCGGCCUGGGCCUGGUGGGGGCCUCCGAGUCCUGGGCUGCCUUGGCUCACGGAGCCUGUGUAACGUGGGCUUUGGGAGGCCCCGGGUUGCCUCCAGAUGUAGUCUGCCUGGCUUCGGGUACCGAGCAGGAGCCUCCUGUGGGCCUCCUGCCUGCAUCACCCCUGUCACCAUCAAUGAGAGCCUGCUGGUCCCACUGGAACUGGAGAUUGACCCAACGGUACAGAGGGUGAAAAGAGAUGAGAAGGAGCAAAUCAAGUGCCUCAAUAACCGCUUUGCAUCCUUCAUCAACAAGGUUCGGUUCCUGGAACAGAAAAACAAGUUGUUGGAGACCAAGUGGAACUUCAUGCAGCAGCAGAGGUGCUGCCAGAGCAACCUGGAGCCCCUCUUUGAGGGUUACAUCUGUACCCUGCGGCGACAGCUGGACUGCGUGUCUGGGGAGCGUGGGAGGCUAGAGGCAGAGCUCUGUAGUCUCCAGGAUGCACUGGAGGGCUACAAGAAAAAGUAUGAAGAGGAACUCUCCCUGCGCCCCUGUGCUGAGAACGAGUUUGUCACCUUGAAGAAGGAUGUGGACACAGCCUUCCUGGUGAAGGCGGACCUGGAGACCAACGUGGAGGCUCUAGAACAUGAGAUCAACUUCCUGAAAGCCCUGUUUGAAGAGGAGACUGCCCUGUUGCAGUCUCAGAUCUCCGAGACCUCGGUCAUCGUGAAGAUGGACAACAGCAGAGACCUGGAUGUGGAUGGCAUCAUUGCUGAGAUCAAGGCCCAGUAUGAUGACAUCGCCAGCCGCAGCAAAGCUGAAGCAGAGGCCUGGUACCAGUGCCGGUAUGAGGAGCUGAGGCUGACAGCCGGGGACCAUUGUGACACCCUCCGCAACCGUAAGAACGAGAUCCUGGAAAUGAACAAGCUGAUUCAACGGCUGCAGCAAGACAUUGAGACAGUCAAAGCACAGCGCUGCAAACUCGAGGGGGCUAUUACUCAAGCAGAGCAGCAAGGUGAGGCAGCCCUCAACGACGCCAAGUGCAAGCUGGCCGGGCUGGAGGAGGCCCUGCAGAAGGCCAAGCAGGACAUGGCCUGCCUGCUGAAGGAGUACCAGGAGGUGAUGAACUCCAAACUGGGCCUGGACAUCGAGAUCGCCACCUACAGGCGCCUGCUGGAGGGCGAGGAGCACAGGCUGUGUGAAGGCGUUGGGCCCGUGAAUAUCUCCGUGAGCAGCUCCAAAGGUGCCGUCCUAUAUGAGCCAUGUGUGGUCAGCACACCCAUGCUGAGAACCGAGUAUUGCCCAGGGACCACCGGCGUCCUCAGGAGCAGUGGGGGCUGCAGCGUGGUGGGCACUGGUGAACUCUACAUUCCCUGCGAGCCCCAGGGACGCCUAGGCUGUGGGAGUGGGCGGAGCUCCAGCAUGAAGCUGGGGACCGGGGGGAGCUCCUGUGGCCACUAGUGUUAGCAUUACCCCAGAGGUUGGGAAUCCAGGACCAGAGUCCUGGAUAUCACACUCCCACAGGGCUGAAGACCAGGAUAUUCCAAAACCCUACCUUCUCACACUGACUCCAGAUUCCCCUGGGAUCCCCACUGAAAGCUGAGCUAUUCC
This is a messenger RNA of Castor canadensis (American beaver), 1808 nucleotides long. RefSeq names its product keratin 82 (gene Krt82). Gene Ontology annotation, cellular component: keratin filament. NCBI's taxonomy places the organism in Eukaryota, Metazoa, Chordata, Mammalia, Rodentia, Castoridae. Gene Ontology annotation, biological process: keratinization; intermediate filament organization. Gene Ontology annotation, molecular function: structural constituent of skin epidermis. The record is from RefSeq and is a predicted model, not a curated record.